Molecule: messenger RNA, 16063 nt
Organism: Hipposideros armiger (great roundleaf bat)
Lineage: Eukaryota; Metazoa; Chordata; Mammalia; Chiroptera; Hipposideridae
Gene: PKHD1
Product: PKHD1 ciliary IPT domain containing fibrocystin/polyductin
Exons: 68
Coding region: 339-12575 (4078 amino acids)
Source: RefSeq, a predicted model, not a curated record
CAAGUUAGGUGAGUUACAGUCCAACAUGAGUGAGUUACCUGCACGGUAGCUGCAGGCUGGGCUCUAACCAGAUAACAUGGCCACCGUUUCUUAGCAGAGAGAAAACAUUUAGAAAGGAAAGAUAAUUUCUCCUUGAGUUGCAACGAGAAAGAAACAGAAAAAGAAAAUUUACAGCCGGUAUUUUUCAGAGGAUUAUAUUUGUGCCCUCCGACUUGGGGAUACCAGAGAGCAGCUCAGCAGGCUUUCCAGAUCAGCACAAAAGCUAUGCUGCUCCAAUAAAGAUUGAAAAUGCUUCUAAUGUCUGAGCAAUUUUGAGACGAUUGACUUAAUUGGACGAGAUGAUUAUUUGGCUGAUCUCUCUGAAAAGUAUUGAGAUACUACUUUUAGCAGUGUCUUGCUUGAGUUUCCACAUUGAACCUGAAGAAGGUAGCCUUGCAGGGGGAACAUGGAUCACAGUCGUUUUUGAUGGUUUGGAGUCCGGUCUCCUUUAUCCAGCUAAUGGCUCUCAGCUGGAGAUACAUCUGGUGAACAUGGCUGUGCCUGUCCUGCCGAGCAUCUCCUGUGACGUCUCCCCUGUCUUCUUGGGUUUGCCGGUGGUGAUGUGCAAGACCAGGCCUUUGCUGUCUGACGCAUAUGAAGGUCUGUACUACCUGGAAAUGCAUUCUGGGGGACAGGUGGUAGGCAGCCCAAUUCCAGGACCACGAGACAGCUGUCUUUUCAAGUUUUCCAGGGCACAGACACCCAUUGUUUACCAAGUUAACCCACCAAGUGGAGUUCCAGGAAAACUAAUACAUGUGUAUGGCUGGAUUAUCACUGGAAGAUUGGAAACCUUUGAUUUUGAUGCUGACUACGUUGACAGCCCAUUGAUCUUGGAAGCUCAAGGGGACAAAUGGGUCACUCCUUGCUCUCUUGUAAACAGGCAGACAGGAAGCUGCUACCCUGCUCAGGAAGACCAUGGUUUCGGGACGCUGCAGUGCCGUGUGGAAGGCAACUAUAUUGGCUCCCAGAACGUUAGCUUCUCAGUAUUUAACAAAGGAAAGUCAAUGGUACAUAAGACUGCAUGGCUGAUCAGUGCUAAACAGGAACUCUUCCUGUACCAGACACACUCAGAAAUACUGUCUGUGUUUCCAGAAACUGGGAGUCUUGGGGGAAGAACAGACGUCACAAUUACAGGAGACUUCUUUGACGUUCCUGCCCAGGUUACCAUUGCAGGCGUUCCAUGUGAUGUUAGACACGUGUCUCCCAGGAAGAUUGAGUGCACCUCUAGGGCUCCAGGAGAAGGUGCAAGGCUCACUGCUCCUCAGGCAGGCAAUCGAGGGCUUCUUUUUGAAGUUGGAGAUGCUGCCGAGGGCUUGGACCUGACUGAAGCCACCCCUGGGUACAGGUGGCAGAUUGUCCCUAAUGCCAGUUCUCCAUUUGGAUUUUGGUCAAAGGAAGGGCAACCUUUCAGAGCACGGCUCAGUGGGUUCUUUGUGGCCCCAGAGACAAAUAAUUACACUUUCUGGAUCCAGGCAGACAGCCAAGCUUCCCUGCAUUUCAGUCCAUCAGAAGGUCCAAGGACCAAGGUAAAGGUGGCCUCCAUCAGGGUGGGCACCGCUGGCUGGUUUGACUCCUGGGAGCAGAAUGGGAAUGAAGGGACCUGGCAACAGAAGAGCCCCAAGUUGGAGCUGUUCGGUGGAGCCAAGUACUACCUGGAAGCAGAGCACCAUGGGAGAGCCCCUAGCAGGGGGAUGAGAAUCGGCGUCCAGAUCCACAAUACCUGGCUGAAUCCCACUGUGGUCAGCACUUACCUCCGGGAGAAGCAGCAGAUCCGAAUCAGUGCUCAGAGACUUCCGGAUAUCCAGAUGCUGACUGUGUCUGGAAGAGGGAACUUCUUCCUCACUUGGGAUAAUGUCUCAAGCCAGCCAAUCCCUGCAAAUGCCACAGACCAUCAGAUUCAAACAGCCCUUGAGGAAUUACUUGCAGUCAAAUGCCAACUCAAACCCUUUUCAGCUAACAUCCUACUCCGGCUUGGAUUCGAACAAGGCCUAGAAGGUUCCAGCUUUGAUGGUACUCUCACCAGUCGGACAGAGCCCUUUUGUGGGAGGUUCAGCCUCUAUCAGCCUCGACAUCUUGUCAUAACACCCCCAGCUGCCCAGAAGGAUUACCGGCUGGAUCAGUAUACACACCUGUGCAUUGCAUACAAAGGCUACAUGAGAAAGACCCUGAAGGUGACCAUGUCCUUCACAAUGGAUCUUCAAAACAUCGUUAAGAAGAACAUCACCUGUAACUGGAGCCUCAUGGGGACCAGCCCCGAAAGCUGGCAGUUCACUUGCACUGACCUCUGGAAGACGUGUGUGCAUCGUUCUGCGUAUCUCCAGAUGCCUCUAGCAAACUCCCCAGUGCUGGUUCAUCGGAUUGACCUCCUCCCACUGGCUCAGGAAACGGGCGUGUUCUAUGUGGAUGAAAUUAUUAUUGCAGACACAAACCUAACAGUUUCUCAGAUGGAUUCUGGAACAGCUCGCCCAGGUGGGAACCUGGUGGAAUUGCUCUCUGUAGUGGGAUCCCCUGCAGUCUACAAUGUAACCUCCUGGGUGGCAGGUUGUGGCCUGGAGCUCCCACUCAUCACUGCGAGCUCCGUGCCCACUGAAGGGACAGAAGAAGGAUCUGGGGUGGUCCAGGUGACAACGCAGACACUACAGAGAACAAGUCCACCUUUAGGAGGACACUUUCGCAUCCAACUUUCUAAUACAGUGAUUCCUGAUGUCCCUGUGCAUAUUUCAGCUAGUCACCUUCGCGAGCUCUUACAGAACAAUGCUGAUGACUUCACAUCCAGGUACCUCAAUGUCAGUGACUUCACUGUGACGGAGGAUCUAAAGUCUUGCUAUGAACAUGUGUGGACCAUCUCCUGGUCCACCCAGGUUGGGGAUUUGCCCAAUUUCAUUAGGGUGUCUGAUGAAAAUCUAACUGGAGUGAACCCUGCUGCAACCAUUCGGGUGGUAUAUGAUGGUGGAGUUUUUCUUGCACCCAUAUUUGGAGACAUGUUGGCUACUGCCAACCAGCACACUCAGGUGGUUGUGCGAGUGAAUGACAUACCAGCUCAGUGCUCAGGGUCCUGUUCUUUCCAGUACCUUGAAGGGUCAACUCCCUGGGUCCACUCUGUGUGGUAUUCCCUUGAUGGCGACAUUAACCUACUGGUUCACAUUACUGGAACUAGUUUCUCUGGUGACUCCCAGGCCUUUCAGAUUACUGUGAACAAAACAAGUUGCAAAGUUAUUUUCUCAAACCAAACGAAUGUGGUCUGUCAAACCAACCUACUGCCUGUCGGAGUGCAUCAGAUCUCCAUGUUGGUGAGACCUUCUGGUUACGCCAUCAGUGCCAGUGGAGAAGGCCUCUUCCUAAACGUGGAACCCAGACUGGAUGCUGUGGACCCUUCGAGAGCUGCAGAGAUUGGAGGGCUCUGGGCCACCAUCCAGGGCUCUAGUUUGGAAGAUGUUAGCCAGGUGUUAUUUGGAUCUCAGUCUUGUGCCAUCAAUGUCACCAUAAGCAAUUCACGAAGAAUUCAAUGCAAAGUUCCACCCAGGGGGAAAGAUGGACCCAUUGUGAAUGUGACUGUAAUCAGAGGGGACCACUCUGCAGUUCUUUCUAUGGCGUUUACAUAUGUCUCGUCUUUAAAUCCAGUGAUCAUGUCUCUGAGCAGAAACAGAAGCAACAUAGCAGGAGGUGAGGCUCUUUUCAUUGGAAUGGCACUGCUGGUGGACUACACAAAUUUGGAUGUGGAAGUCCACAUCCAGGAUACCGCGGCCUGGGUUCAUGCAAAGACUGCUCAGGGUGUGGAGGUGGAGCUGCCCCCGCUGCCUGCUGGCCUCCAUAGAAUCUCAGUCUCCAUCAAUGGGGUCGACAUUCAGUCAGAAGGGGUUGAUCCUCACAUCCUGUACAUCACAGACGUUUUCAGCAUUGAGCCUUGCUGUGGAUCCCUUCUGGGUGGAACAAUCAUCAGCAUCUCAGGAAUGGGGUUCAGUACGGAGCCAGGUUUAGUUUGGGUGCUUGUGGGCAAUCAGUCCUGUGACAUUGUGAACUCAACGGAGACGAAUAUCUGGUGUGAGACCCCGCCUGCCUCCCUGCAGCCUGAGGAUGACGUUCUCACUGUCCCAGCUCCCGUGGAGGUCUGGGCUGGCAACGUGUCCUUCACCCAAGGACCUGCACCCAGGUUGGUGGGGAAGAACUUUACCUUCACAUAUGAGGUGGCCACAACACCAUUGGUCACUGCUGUGCAAGGAGAAAUCACGAAUAGCAGCCUGAGACUGUCUAUGGAAGGAUGUAACCUGUCCAACUCGGUGAUUCUUCUGGGGGACUUGACCUGCCAUCUUGAGACACAGUUUUUCAGAUGCAACAUGAGCCUGUUUGGGUGCUCCUUUCCUCUUCACAGUUUGGAGGCAGGCAUCUAUCCUCUUCAAGUACGUCAGAAGCAGAUGGGGUUUGCCAACAUGUCUGCGGUGCCCCAGAAAUUUGUGGUGACACCUCGGAUAACGGCCAUCUUCCCAACUCAUGGGUCUGCUUGUGGCGGGACGGUACUCAUGGUGAGGGGGUUAGCUCUAAAUUCUAGGAGGAGGUCAGUUCAGGUUGAUCUUUCGGGUCCUUUUACUUGUGUGAUUUUGAGCUUGGGGGACCAGACUGUCCUCUGCCAGAUUAACCUGGUGCGCGACUCCUUGCCUGGCUCUUCCUUUACUCUAAAGGUCACAGUCCUGGUCAAUGGGCUACGCAGUGAGUGUCAGGGGAAUUGCACUCUUUACUUGAGGGAAGAGCAAACUCCUGUAGUGGACGCCUUGACCACUAACACCAGUGGGUCUUUGACUACCGUGCUGAUUAGAGGUCAGAGGUUAGGCACCACAGCUGAUGAACCAAUGGUGUAUUUGGAUGACCAUCUUCCUUGCAUUGUAACUUUCUUUAAUGCAAGCCAUGUGGCAUGCUGGAUAAAUGACUUGACCCCAGGACACCACUACCUAUCAGUAUUUCAUACAAGAGAUGGAUAUGCUUGUUCUGGUAAUGUUUCCAGGCACUUCUACAUCUUGCCUCAGGUGUUUCAUUAUUUCCCCAAGAAUUUCAGCAGACAUGGUGGAAGCCUCUUGAGCAUAGAGGGCACAGCCCUGAGAGGACAGAACAGCACGUCAGUCUACAUUGGCCAGCAGGCCUGCCUGACAGUGAACAUCAGCGCUGAGCUCAUCCAAUGCAUCGUUCCUGCAGGGAACAGCUCUGUGGUCCUGGACAUAGAGAUAGAUGGACUUUCAUACCAGAUGGGAGUCAUUGGCUACAGCAGCACAUUCACCCCAGAACUGCUCUCUAUGUCUCACACUGAUGACAUUUUAACCUUUGUGGUGGCCCACAUCUCAGGAGCUGUGAACGUGGACAUUUUUAUUGGGAUGUCACCCUGUGUGGGCAUCACUGGCAACUGCACAGUUCUCCAGUGUGCGGCCCCAUUCCUCCCUGCCGGGGAGUACCAAGUCAGAGGUUACGACUGCAUCAGAGGGUGGGCCUCAUCCACCCUGGUGUUCACAUCACAAGUUACUGUUACAGCAGUGACAGAGAACUUUGGCUGCCUGGGUGGAGGACUUGUGCAUGUGUUUGGAGCGGGAUUUUCUCCAGGGAACAUCUCAGCUGCCGUGUGUGGCGCUCCCUGCCAAGUCUUGGCUAACGCUACAGUGUCUGCCUUCAGCUGCUCGGUUCUUCCCCUGGAUGUGUCCUUGGCUUCCCUGUGUGACCUGAAGCCCGAGGAGGAGCGCUGUGACACCUCCAGCCGCACCUAUGUGCAGUGUGAUCUGACUGUCACUGUGGGGACACAGAGACUGCCUGAAUCAUGGCCUUACCUCUACAUUUGUGAAGAAAGCGUCCAAUGCCACUUUCCACGAGAUCACGGGUCAGAGUCGGUCUUUCCAUCAUUCUCAGGCCUCUUCAUCAGCCCUAAAGUGGAAAGAGAUGAAGUUCUCAUCUAUAAUAGCUCCUGUAACAUUACCAUGGAAACUGAGGCAAAGAUGGAGUGUGAGACGCCUAAUCAGCCAAUUACCGCCAAGAUUACUGAGAUACGGAAAAGCCGGGGCCAGAACACUCAGGGCCACUUACCCUUUCAGUUCUGCUGGAGGUGGUCGAGGGCUCACAGCUGGUUUCCUGGAAGAGUGCCACAAGAUGGCGACAACGUCACGGUGGAGAACGGCCAACUGCUACUGUUAGACACCAAUACAAGCAUCCUCAACUUACUGCACGUUAAAGGAGGCAAGCUGAUUUUCAUGGAUCCAGGACCCAUCAAGCUUAGGGCACACUCCAUCCUUGUUUCUGAUGGGGGAGAGCUCUGGAUUGGAUCUGAGGACAAGCCCUUCCAAGGCAAAGCUGAGAUCACACUCUAUGGGAGUUCCUACUCUACCCCCUUUUUUCCAUAUGGUGUCAAGUUCCUGGCAGUGAGGAAUGGAACUCUUUCCCUGCAUGGUUCACUUCCGGAAGUAAUUGUCACUCAUCUUCGAGCAGCUGCCUACGCCCAUGACACAGUGUUGGCUCUGGAAGAUGCUGUGGAUUGGCAUUCUGGGGAUGAAGUUGUCAUCAUCAGUGGGAUAGGUGUUGAAGGUGCCAAGCCCAUGGAAGAGAUUGUCAUUGUGGAAACGGUGCACAAUGCAGACCUCCAUCUGAGAGCACCUUUGAGAUAUUCUCACAACUGCACAGAAAAUUGGAUGGCUGGAGAGCACCCUAUUUUAAAGGCCACAGUGGCUCUGCUCAGCAGGAAUAUUAUUAUCCGAGGAAAUCUCACUAAUGAGAGGACAAAGCUCCUUGCUUUGUGCCAGGGGGCUUAUGCUUCAGAAGGUAAUUUGCAGCACUGUUUGUAUUCUAAGAGUGAGAAAAUGCUGGGAUCCAGGGAUCUGGGUGCCAGAGUCAUUGUUCAGUCCUUCCCAGAGGAGCCCAGCCAGGUCCAGUUGAAGGGAGUGCAGUUCCGGGAAUUGGGGCAAGCCUUCCACAAGCAUCUGAGCUCGCUGACACUGGUGGGCGCUAUGAGAGGUUCCUACAUACAGGGCUGCACAGUGUGGGGCUCGUUCAGUAGAGGCCUCAGCAUGUUUAGGACCCUGGGCCUGAAGGUGGACAGAAAUGUGUUCUACAAUAUUUUAGGCCAUGCACUGCUGGUGGGUACAUACAUGGAGACAAGAUAUAUUCCUUGGGAGGCUAUUCCUGGAAGAACAAAUGACUGGUCAGAACUGGGAAAUAUAAUCAGCAACAACAUGAUCAUCAGUGUUUCUGGUGCUGAGGGGCUCUCCAGUCCUGAACUGUUGACACCAUCUGGUGUCUAUAUCCGCAACCCCACCAAUGUCGUAGAGGGAAAUAGGGUGUGUGCUGCUGGUUAUGGCUACUUUUUUCAUCUUGUAACCAGCCAAACAUCACGAGCUCCACUUCUCUCCUUCACUCGGAAUAUUGCACAUUCUUGUACAAGGUAUGGUCUCUUUGUAUACCCUAAAUUUCAGCCAUCUUGGGACAAUGACACUGGCCCCACCCUAUUCCAAGACUUCCUGGUUUGGGGAAGUGCAGGCGGUGCCCAGAUUUUUAGGAGUAGCAAUCUUCACCUAAAAAGCUUCCGAGUUUAUUCAUGCAGAGAUUUUGGAAUUGACAUCUUGGAAAGUGAUGCAAAUACUGCAGUUACUGACAGCUUAUUACUUGGUCAUUUUGCCCACAAGGGAAGCCUGUGUAUGUCAGCUGGGAUCAAAACUCCCAAAAGAUGGGAACUGAUCAUAUCUAACACAACCUUUGUUAAUUUUGAUCUCACUGACUGCGUGUCCAUCAGAACCUGUUCAGGCUGUUCCCGAGGACAGGGUGGAUUUACUGUGAAGACCAACCGGUUGAAGUUUACAAACUCUCCCAACUUGGUCGCAUUUCCAUUUCCUCAUGCAGCAAUCAUGGAAGACAUGGAUGGGUCUCUGUCUGGGAAAAAUGGAAGCCAUAUUGUUGCUUCUAUGGAAACCCUCUCAGAUUCUUGUUCGCUCAAUACCAGCUUCAGUCAGAUUGUCUUGGGCAGUGUCUGUGGGGAAGAUGUCCUCUUUCAUCGUAUGUCUAUUGGAUUAACUGAGGCUCCAGAUGUUUCUUAUGAUUUAACCGUGACUGACAGCAGAAACAUGACCACCACUGUCAAAUAUGUGUGUGACACAUUGUCUAAUCCUUAUGGCUGGAUGGCUCUACUCUUGGAUGGAGAGACCUACUCAUUGCGAUUUGAGACCCCUUGGCUCAACAGAUCUCUAGAGUACUCAGCAACAUUUGGCAACUUUGGUCCUGGGAAUUACCUCCUGCUGGUACACACAGUCCUGUGGCCUCACCCUGACAUCCUCAUAAAAUGUGGGAGUCAACUGGGGCGGUCCCUUCCAUCUCUUCCAUCACCUGGUAAAGACCAAGGCUGUGACUGGUUCUUCAACAGCCAGCUGAGACAACUCACCUAUUUGGUUUCAGGUGAAGGCCAAGUUCAAGUAAUUCUCCAGGUGAAGGAAGGUGUGCCCCCAACUAUUUCAGCUUCUACCUCUGUGCCUGAAUCAGUUUUAACAUGGUCUCUCCCUGAAGCAUGGAUGGGUGUUGAGGAGGGCUGGGGAGGACACAAUCAUACCGUUCCAGGCCCUGGGGAUGACGUCCUGGUUUUACCAAACAGGACUGUCUUUGUGGAUGUAGACCUUCCAUUCCUCAAAGGCCUCUAUGUGAUGGGGACUUUAGAAUUCCCUGUGGACAGGAGCAACAUCCUGAGUGUGGCAUGCAUGGUCAUUGCAGGCGGGGAGCUGAGAGUUGGUACUUUAGAAAAUCCCUUAAAAAAGGAACAAAAUCUUCUGAUUCUCCUUAGAGCUUCAGAGGGAGUCUCUUGCGACCGUUUCAAUGGAAUUCAUAUAGAUCCAGGAACAAUUGGGGUUUAUGGGAAAGUUCAGCUUCAUAGUGCUUAUCCUAAGAAACCCUGGACACAUCUAGGGGCUGACAUUGCAUCAGGCAACGAGAGAGUUAUAUUAGAGGACACAGUGGACUGGCGACCCCAUGACAAAAUCGUCCUUAGCUCCUCUUCUUAUGAGCCUCAUGAAGCAGAGGUCCUCACUGUGAAAGCAGUCAAGGGCCACUAUGUUAGGAUUCAUGAACGGCUCAAACACCGGCAUAUUGGAAGUGUCCAUUUCAUGGAGGAUGGCCAACAUAUUCAUUUGGCUGCUGAGGUUGGACUUUUGACCAGAAAUAUACAAAUCCAGCCUGAUAUAUCAUGUAGGGGGAGACUUCUUGUGGGGUCCUUCAGGAAGUCCAGCAGAGAAGAAUUUUCAGGUGUCCUUCAACUUUUGAAUGUAGAAAUUCAGAACUUUGGGUCACCAUUGUUUUCAUCCAUUGAACUCACUAAUGUGUCAGCAGGAUCCUGGAUAAUAUCUUCUACUCUACACCAAAGCUGCGGUGGGGGCAUUCACGCAAUUGCCAGUCAUGGGGUCAUUUUGAAAGACAAUAUAGUGUUUCAUACAGCUGGCCAUGGCAUUGAUUUGGAGGGUCAGGCCUAUUCCCUCUCUAAUAACCUUGUGGUGCUGAUGACACAGUCUGCCUGGUCCACAGUUUGGGUAGCAGGAAUCAAAGUGAACCAGGCAAAGGACAUCAAUCUCCAUGGCAACGUUGUGGCAGGAUCAGAGAGACUUGGCUAUCACAUCCGAGGCCAGAGGUGUUCCUCUCUUGAAGGCCUUUGGGCUGACAAUGUGGCCCACUCAAGCCUUCACGGCCUUCAUCUGUAUAAUGAAAGUGGACUUGACAACUGUACUCGCAUCUCUGGCUUUUUGGCUUUCAAGAACUUUGACUACGGUGCUAUGCUACAUGUGGAGAACAGCGUGGAGAUAGAGAACGUCACUCUGGUGGACAACACUAUUGGCCUUUUGGCAACAGUAUAUGUGUCUUCUUUUCGACAGAGGUCUAUUGAAAAUGUGCAGGUUGUACUAAGGAAUUCGGUCAUCGUGGCCACUAGCUCCUCUUUUGACUGCAUUCAGGACAGGGUUGAGCCUUGCUCUGCCAACUUGACAUUAACAGCCCGAGCUCCUCCCAACCCAAGAGGGGGUCGAGUUGGUAUUCUGUGGCCUGUAUUCACCUCAGAACCAAAUCGGUGGCCUCAGGAAGCAUGGCACAAAGUGAGAAAAGGCCAUUCAAUUUCAGGAAUAGUGAAACUUCAAGAUGUCACCUUUUCUAGUUUUGUGAAGAGUUGCUAUAGUGAUGACCUAGAUGUCUGCAUUCUGCCCAAUGUAGAAAACACUGGAAUCAUUCAUCCCAUAACAGCAGAGAGGACCAAGAUGCUAAAGAUCAAAGAUAAAAACAAGUUCUACUUUCCUCCCUUACAGAGCAGGAAAGAUUUAGGAACACUGGUCUGCCCUGAAUCGGAUUGUGAAAGUCCAAGGAAAUAUCUCUUUAAGGAUCUGGAUGGGAGAGCCCUGGGUCUACCUCCACCAGUUUCUGUAUUUCCUAAAACUGAUGCAGAAUGGACUGGAUCCUUCUUCAACACAGGUACAUUCAGAGAAGAACAGAAAUGUACGUACCGAUCCCUGAUACCAGGCUACAUCUGCAAGCAGACUGACCAAGUGAUCGUCAUUCUUGACAAUGUUGAUGUCACGUGGACAAUGAGGAAGUUCUAUCCUGUUGUAUCUGUGACCGGUGGUUUUGUUGACACUUUUAGUAGUGUAAAUGCCAGUACUUCCUGCUUUACUUCAGGAUCUCUAUCUACUUUCUAUUCCAUUUUACCUACAAGGGAAAUCACCAAGGUCUGCUUUGUGGAUCACACUCCUCAAGUUUUGCGUUUUUUUCUAUUGGGGAACAAAAGUACAUCCAAGCUUCUCUUGGCUGUAUUCUACCAUGAACUCCAGAGCCCCCAUGUUUUUUUAGGGGAACGUUUCAUUCCACCUACUCUGGUUCAAUCAACUUCCUCACUGCUGGAUGAGUCUAUUGGUUCCAACUAUUUCAGCAUCAUGGAUAAUCUCUUGUAUGUUGUCCUACAAGGAGAGAAGCCCAUUGAAAUACACUCAAGUGUUUCCAUUCAUUUGGCCUUCACUGUGAUGUUUUCAGUCCCAGAAAAAGGCUGGGAAAUCACGAUCCUCAAAAGACUAACUGACUUCCUGCAAAUUAGCCAAGACCAGAUCAGAUUUAUUCAAGACAUGCCUGGCAAUGAAGCAACAUUAAAAGCCAUUGCUGACCAUAGAGCAAAGAGAAAGCGCAAUUGCCCAACUGUGACUUGUGCCAGUCAUUACAGAGUUGGCCAACGUAGACCUCUCAUGAUGGAAAUAAGUUCAUAUAAGGUCCCACCACCCACCACCAUGGAAACUAUCUCAAAAGUAAUGGUCACUGAAAUUGGUGAUCUGCCAACAGUAAGGAGAACUGGCCUGAUUACAUCCUUAUCAACUAACAAAUUACAGGGUUUGGCUCACCAGCUUAUCACUGCUCAACAGACCGGAGUACUGGAGAAUGUUCUGAAUGUGACUAUUGGGGGCUUACUGGUGACUCAGUCAAAGGGAGUCGAUGGCUAUGGAAAUACUAGCCACUUGAAAACUGAGGAGGUGAUAUAUAUUCGGCCCUAUGCUCUUUCAGUCCUAGUCCAGCCUUCAGAUGGAGAAGUGGGAAAAGAGCUUCCGGUACAACCACAACUCGUUUUUGUGGAUAAGCAGAAUCGGAGAGUAGAGUCCUUGGGGCCCCCUUCAGAGCCUUGGGCCAUUUCUGUUUCCCUGGAAGGGACAUCAGAUUCAGUGCUGAAAGGGUGCACUCAGGCAGAAACUCAAGAGGGUUAUGUGAGCUUUUCCAACCUGGCAGUUUUGAUCUCUGGGUCAAAUUGGCACUUUAUUUUUACUGUCACUUCCCCUCCAGGAGCCAAUUUUACAGCUCGAUCCAGGCCAUUUGCUGUCUUCCCUGUGACUAGGUCAGAGAAGUCAACCAUAAUCCUGGCUGCUUCCCUCUCCUCAGUGGCCUCAUGGCUGGCUCUGUGCUGUCUGGUGUGCUGUUGGUUUAAGAAAAACAAAAGCAGAAAAAUAAAAAGUGAAGAUAUUUCUGAAUCCCAGACUAAUGAUCAAAAGAAUCAUAUCCAGCUUUCAUCCAAGCACCAAGGAUCACAAGUAGAGACCAAAAAAGAAGAUCCCAUAAUAGGAGAAGAUAUGAGGAUGAAGGUCAUUCUGGGAAAGCUGAACCAGCUCCCCCGAGAGUCAUUAAAUGGAGUGUCCAGAAGGAAGGUCAGCCGCCCUGCUGUCCGAGAGGAGGGUGGCAGCCGAGAGGAAGCUGCUGCGCCUGCGGCCGGUACUGCCUGUGUCACAUCCCACGGGCACACCUGUGCUCUGGGGUCUCCUGCUCAGCAGGUGUACGCACAGGAGGCUGGGAACUGGAAGGAGGCCCAAGAGCAGUUGCUCAGGUACCAGCUGGCAGGCCGGGAUCAGCAGCUGCUGCUCUGCGCAGACCUUGGCCGAGAAAGGCAGAAAUUGCAGGACCAGAGUCGGUUGGGCAAGGACAAUGGCAGCACACGGCUUUCCCAGGAGAAGAAAGCCUCCUGUGGUGCCACCGAAGCAUUCUGCCUUCAUUCAGUACACCCAGAAGCAGUUCAUGAACAGCUGUGACCAAGGGGCUCUGUGGGCAUUUGGGCUGAAAGUCAGAAUGUUCAAAGCAUUUCUGGAAGAUGAUCAGGGGAGAUGAGGCCUGAGUCAUUUGGACACUUAGAACGGAGAAUAUGCACUCUGAAUUCUCUUUUCUCAACUUUAAAAUGGAAGGCAGUCAUAUAAAUGCUUGUAGAUGAAAACAGUGUCUGAUAUAUCUUUUGGAUUUAUCAUGGAUCCUAGUCCAAUGCCAGGCAAACAAUAGGUUUCCAAAUAUUAGUUAAGUUUUUGCUUGUUUUUUAACUUAAGCCAGUUACCUUUUUGAUUUCACCAUCUUAAUAAUGAUUUAAUACUGAUUUAUACCAGUAGGGGUUGUUAUUUACCUUCCUCUAGGAUGACCACCCCCAAUGCUUUGGGCUUCUCUUAUUAAGGGAUUAUAAAAUGGACUGGUCUGCUACAGUUAUUUCUGCAGUGUUGCAGCCAAACAUUUCUUUAACUUAUAAGAACAUUUGCAUGAUAGGAGAAGAUCAGUCAGAACUUAACUUCCAAUCACAAGACAACUUCCUGGUGUUUUAUAAGCUGCUUUUAUUUCAUGGCAUAAAUUCAAUCAUUAUUGAGAGCCCACAAUAGAGCAAGCAUAUCAAGUUUGUAACUGAUAUGUAUUGAUACAUGAAAACUGAUAUUCUCAUAGGCUUUGCUAAGAUUUUUAGUUGAAGGACAAACAUACAAAAAAAAGUUUGGGGAAAGAAAUUGUCCUUGGAUCAAAGUUAUCUUUCAAUAGUUCUUUCUGUUAGUAACUGAGUUAAAUUUACAACUGGAAUUAAAAACAAAACUGUAUUGGGAAAAUAGAGUAGCAAAUGGUCAAGGGGAUUAUCAGCUAACUCAUUUAUCAGAGAACUGCUUUUUAGAGACGAUAAUUCAUAGAGCUGCCCACUGAGGUAGGGAAGAGAUUAUAUCAUGUGUAGCCUCUCUAGGCUGUUCUACAAGCUCUAAUAGAGACCAGAGUAUAAGGUCAAUUGGUGUAGAUAAGUUGGGUAAGGAUGCUAAUGGCAGUUUCACCUAAUUCAUACAUUUGCACAGGGUCCAUCAGUGUUCAAAGUAAAGGAUACUUUAAGCAGCCUGACUGUAUCUUUGGCUGUAGAUCCAGAAGCCCUUAUGCUCCAAGGGAAUAAAGUGAAGACAGCAGAGGUAAGGAGACUUUCCAUGAAGAACUUGGUCUCAGAUUUUUCCCUAAAUAUAAACCAGGACUUUCCAAUGAAAGAUUAAGAGGCUAUCCUAUGUUUGAAUUAGAAUAGAGGAAGGAGGCACACUCUUCUAUUGCAGAAUUUUCAGUAACGUUGCCCUGGAAUUAGCCCCAAAGAUGGUGCUGGCAGAAAGUCAUCAUAAAGAGCAUCAAGGGAAACGUAUGUCUCACUUUGCCAUGAGUUGACAGUAACUUGCUCAGCCUCCUUUUCGAUUUUCUAGGUAUCUUAUUGGUAUCUUAAACCUUAAAGCUGCCCUAAAAGGAGAUAGGCAACCUUGUCUUUGACACUGUGUUGGAUUCUGAGGGAGAUACAAUUAGAUGUACUUCAAGAGAUUUUAAUCCAGACUAUUUGUGUUUAAGGAGGGCAUUGAUAGGCAAUCUUGCCUAUUGAAGCUUACUCUGGAUGUACAAAAUGGCUGCCUUCAGGGUAUAUCCUCUUCGUAGAUAUACUUUGUUUGGACAUGAACAGUGUUUAAAACCACAACAAUAGAGAAAAAUAACUUGAAUGGCUUAGGCGGACUAUGAUUUCUUUAGUUUAAUUAGUCCCUGCUAAAACCUGUUCUUUAUCUCAUUUUUGUAGCUUCCUGGUCUAUGCAGUAAUUUUGUUUGCAGUUUUUAGUGCAUAUGAUAAGUCCUCAAGAGCUGUAAUCUUUUUGUACAAAAACAUUUCAGAAGUUAUAGCUUUUGAGGAUUAUAAAAUGGUAGCAGUCCUAGCUGAGGAUUUGUCUACACAUUCUCUCUUUCACUCUGGUGAUUUUAUUCACCAUUUUAAAUUCCAACCCAGAUUCCUUUCCUGGGUUCUAUAUCAUAUAUUUAGCAACCUACUGAGAACUUCCACUAGGUUAUCCCACAGCUCCUAUGACUUAACAUGGCCUUACAGCCUACUCCUCUUCAGGCUUUCCCCCACACAAUGCACCGCAUCCCUGCACUCAGACUUAAAUUUAGAAGUCAACCAUGACUCUGCAUUUUAUCUUACCCUUCCCGAAGGAUCAGCAACCAGCUCUGUUUUUUCUAUUCCUUCUUUACCUUUUUCCCAAUCUUUACUAUCUUCUUAUCCAUCCCCCAUGUGCAAAAAGACUGACCUUUCAGAAAGAAAAUUGAGCCUAUCCCUCUGUUCAGGAACAAUCAUAACUAACCUAUUCAUUCUACCCUCAGCAAAGCCUGGGUUACCUGAAGUCACAAUUGAAUCUUUGGGCCUGAACAAUAGCGGGAAACAUCCAGAGUAACGUGCAGGGCUCUAGCAUGUGGUGUAGAAUUUCAGAAUCUGGCCAGAAUCCCCCACACCAUAGUUAAGCCAGUCUUCUUUUUCCUUCUCAAAAUGUGGGAGAAUUGGAUAAAGAACUCUUGCUUCAUUCAUGUCUGGAGAUGAGAGGAUUAGGUAAAGCCACUAUAGGCCAACCCUAAACUUAUUCAGGCCAUUAAUAUGGGUCACUCAAUAAAUAUUUCCAGCAAUCACAACCCUUUAUUCAAAUAAAUAAUUAAAAAUAUCUUCUUCCUGUGUUUUUUUGAAGGAAGAAUCUCUUCCUGCCUCUCAUUUCUGAUUUACUACAUAUGGUGGACUCCUUUCCCCUAAGAUACCAAACAAACUAAAAUUCAAGAUCGCUGAAAAAAAUAUUUGUAAAAAUUUAUGGAUGUUAAAAUUGAGAAAAAAGGAUGAAGAGAGCAGGGUAGUUUCCACCAUCUCUUGACUUUUGGGGAUUGUGCUCAAGGAAGGUACCAGACUUUGACAAACCUUCAUAUUUACUCAAACUGAGAGAUUGAGCCAAUCUGAUGAGGGUGAUGUCCUGCAUCAGACUUGCCCAUAAUAUUGUGCAGAGUGGUUACUGAGUACCAAGAGGCCUUUAGCUCCCUCAGUGCCCAGUCCUUUCAAUGAUUAUUUAGUUGAAUGACUUCCUUCUGUCUAGUAGUCUAACUACAAAUGUAUAAAAUUACUAUAUAUUGAAAUGUAUGCAAACUCUAUGCAAAAAUAAAUGUGAGAAAAUUGAAUGUAAAUCACAUGCAAAUAUUAUUCAAUCAAGAUUCUAUAAAAUUGUAUAUGUCAAUAACAGUAAAGUAUUUUAAUUAAUUCUGUGAUUUAGAAUUCAUGCAUUUAUUCCACAUUUUGACUCCAUAAUUUAUAAUGUAUCAAUGCCAAUUUUGAAAAAGCUAAAAGCAGAAUGAAUUAUUCUAUAGAGUAUAAAACAGUUGAUUUCAAACUACACUACAGCACUGUGACUAAUUACAGAUAUAUUUGAGAGACAAAUCACGUUUCCAGAAUGUAACUUUUUAA